AUGGCAUCAACACCACCGCCCAAGUCCAUGUUUACCGAUGACCCUGAGGAGACAACAACCGCCAACGAGGAGGGACACGAACACGAACGCCUCCUUCAAAAAUACAUCUCACGCGCACUCGAACCAACAGACAAAAGAAAACACCGACGUGACAUGCAGAGCAGGCUACGAACCGAUCAAGUCUUACGCCGCAAAAUCAUCGUCGGUGCUUGUGUGGGUAGCUUGGUUUUCCUGGCGCUACUUGGCUUCGGCGUCAGUAUAUUGGCAGCAUAG
Messenger RNA from Aureobasidium musti, 273 nucleotides. NCBI's taxonomy places the organism in Eukaryota, Fungi, Ascomycota, Dothideomycetes, Dothideales, Saccotheciaceae. The record is from the annotation of a GenBank genome assembly.